Molecule: messenger RNA, 2207 nt
Organism: Paramecium sonneborni
Lineage: Eukaryota; Ciliophora; Oligohymenophorea; Peniculida; Parameciidae
Source: the annotation of a GenBank genome assembly
AUGUCAUUAAUUCUUUACUUUUCACCUCUAUCACCUCCCUCUAGGGCUGUUCGAUCUUUUUUAUUACUAUCAAAAGCAGUUUUCUAAGGAAAAGUUGUGGACCUUUUGAAAGGAGAACAUAAAUCUGCUGAAUUUUAGAACAUCAAUCCUAACUAAUCACUACCAGCUAUGGUAGAUGGUGGUCUGAAACUAUUUGAGAGUCAUGCUAUUUUGAAAUACAUAGCUGUAAAAAAAUAACUAUAUUAAUAUUAUCCUCAAGUAUACAAUUGUUUUAAAUUUAGAACUUAAGAAAUAGAGCACAAGUUGAUUGCUAUUUAGAUUGGAGCUAAACUGGUUUAGAAGCUAUUGGGAAAUAUGUUAAUUAAUGUUUCCUUUUUCCUAAAUUUAUGAAUAAACCUGUACCUGAUAACAAAUAAGAAUUACAAAAAGAUGUAAUAGAUACAUUGAAAUUCUUUGAAUCAUCCUUCUUAACUGGGAGGUACAUUUUUAAUUAGUCAGCUCUAACAUUAGCUGAUAUAAAGUAUAUGAAUCAAUCAUAUUAAUUAGAGCCACUUCUGAUUUGUCCUAGCUCUUAGCAUCUGAUUUUGAUUUCAAUCAAUUUCCUAAAGUAAAAGAAUUUCUUUAGGAAAUGUUUUCAAUGCCAGCAAUAAAAGAAGCUUAUGCUGAAUUUUUAUAGAUGAUUAAAUCUUCAAAUCCAAAUGAUUCAAUAUCUUAUAUCAUCAACGGCAUAGACAAAUCCACUUCUUGGAAGACUACUCUAUAUAUGCAUCCAUUCUCCUCUCCAUCAAGAGCAGCAAGAACAGUUUUAUUAUACAGUGGAAUUGAUUUCAAUGAAAAAACAAUUAACUUAUUAUAAGGAGAACAUAAAUAACCAGAGUAUUCUGCUAUCAAUCCAAAUUAAUCUGUUCCAUGUAUAGUGGAUGAAAAUCUCAAUUUAUUUGAAAGUGGAGCUAUUAUGAAGUAUGUAGCAAGGAAAUUCAAUUUGUAUAAUUUAUAUCCAACUCAACUUUAACCCAAAGCAAGAGUAGAUUAAUAUUUAGAUUUUCAUCUUACUGAAAUGAGUUCAAUCCCUAAGUUCAUAUUUUCUUGUUUUAUGGGACCUUAAAUGAUGAAAUUACCUAUCCCUGCUGAUAAAGAUUAACAAUGUUAAAAUGUUUUAGGAACUUUAGAGUUUUUCUUUAAAGUCUUCUUAAAUAAUGGUUAAUGGGCAUACAUUAAUAAUUCACCAUAAGCUUCUUUAGCAGAUAUCAAAGUUGGAUGUGAUUUAGCUUAAUUACUCUUAACAGAUUUUCCAUUUGAAAAGAUAUCAGGAUUGGAUCUUUAUAUUAAAAGAUUAUUCGAAAUACCUGAAAUGAGAAAAUCUCAUUGUGAAUUGUUUGCCUAUAUGUAAAGUUAAAAGGUUGGAAAAUUUGCUCUCUCCAUAAGUUAAACAUAACCUAUUAGAAGUUAAGAAAAAAUAACUUUAUAUUUUAAUUUUGUUUCACCGCCAGCUAAAGCAGCUAAAUCAUUAUUAAUGUUAGCAAAUAUUCCAUUUACAGAAAAAGUUAUUGAUGUUCAAUCUGGAGAAAAUAAAAAAAAACCAUAUACUGAUAUCAAUCCUAAUGAAACUAUACCUGCUUUAACCUUUGGAAACUUUAAUUUAUUUGAAAGUCAUGCUAUAAUGAAAUUCAUAUGUGUCUAAUUCAAUUUAACUGAAUUUUAUCCAAAUUAUCCUUUAAGAGCAAAAAUUGAUAGUUAUUUAGAUUUCCAUCACUCAGAAUCAAGAAAAUUAAGCUUAUUUGCAUUAGAUUUCUUUUUUGGUCCAAAGUUUUUAAAGAGAGAAAUGCCAAAAAAUUAUGAUGAAAGACAAAGAGAAGUUUGUGAAUUAUUACACUUUAUGAUUAAUGUAUUUUUUGCUGGAGGAAACUACAAAUAUAUCAUGGGAUCUAGAACACCUACAAUAGCAGAUCUAUCGUAAUUUAUUUAUUAUAUAUUAAAAGAUUUAUUUGUGAAAUUUCAAGUUUGUUCUUUGUGGAUUUUGAUUUCAGUCCAUUUCCAACUUUAAAAUUAUAUCUUAGAGAUAUGUUUUCUAUGAAAUAAGUGAGGGAAACCUAUAGCAAAUUUUUCAUGGUAGCAAGAUUUAUGUCAAAAUCUAUGAAUCCAUUUAUAGAAUCAAUAGCGAAAGGAACAGAAGAAGGAGGAAGUUCAUGUUGUUAAUUGAUUUGAUU